GCCGGAGAGGGCUCGGGGUGGGGUCUGCGGCUUGGCGGGUUCCAGGUGGUUCCGUGCGGUUCCGUGCGUGCCAAGGCGGCGGCGGCGGCCUCGAACUGAGACCCAAAUGGGCCUUUGAAGCCCUUAAACUCCAUUGCUUUUGGUGUAAGGAUUUGCGUACUGUACCCGUGGGUUCCUGGUGUGCCUCCAAGGGAAAGCUAGUGGCAGGGAUUCUAAUAAACUCCCUGGAGUUAAUAGAAAGGUGACAGCUGCAUGGCUGUGCCCCAGACUUGCCCGCUGGGACCUGCCCAUGAGCCUGCAGGUGCCCAGAUGGAGCCUGAGCCCUGCACUCGAAGCUUGGCCAAGGACUUCCUCAAGGAGGAACUUCGGCUCAAUGCUGAGCUGAGCCAGCUGCAGUUUCCAGAGCCCGUGGGUGUUGUCUACAACCCAGUGGAUUAUGCAUGGGAGCCACACUACAGCUAUGUGACUCACUACUGCCAGGGCCCCAAGCAAGUCCUCUUCCUGGGCAUGAAUCCUGGACCCUUUGGCAUGGCUCAGACUGGGGUGCCCUUUGGGGAAGUGAAUGUGGUCCGGGACUGGUUGUGCAUUGAGGGGCAUGUACUGACUCCUCCCCAAGAGCAUCCUAAGCGACCAGUAUUGGGCCUGGAGUGCCCACAGUCAGAGGUGAGCGGGGCCCGAUUCUGGGGCUUUUUCCGGAACCUCUGUGGACAACCCCAGGUCUUCUUCCGGCACUGCUUUGUCCAUAAUCUGUGUCCUCUGCUCCUCUUGACUCCCAGUGGACGCAACCUUACCCCGGCCGAGCUGCCAGCCAAGCAACGGGAGCAGCUCCUCGGGAUCUGUGAUGCGGCCCUUCGCCGGCAGGUGCAGCUGCUGGGCGUGCGGCUGGUGGUGGGAGUGGGGCGGCUGGCAGAGCAGAGGGCACGCAGGGCGCUGGCAGACCUGAUGCCCGAGGUCCGGGUGGAGGGGCUCCUGCAUCCCUCUCCCCGAAGCCCACAGGCCAACAAAGGCUGGGAAGCAGUGGCCAGGGAAAGACUCCAAGAGUUGGGGCUGUUGCCUCUGCUAAUGGCUGAGUGCCCGACCCUGUCUUAGCAUACCACGGAGGCCAGAGUCAGGCUUGUACAGCAUAUGAAUGCACACCUGCUGGACAACAGGGCUUGCUGGGCUCCCUGUUGCUGGAAAUGUGUUCUCUGUCUGCUGAACUGUCCUCUAAUGGUGGGCUGCUGUCCUCUAAUGGUGGGCUGCUCUCCUGCUGCCUCUGCCUUCCCUGGAACAGCACCUGGUUUCCAUUGGCUGGCUCUGCACAACAGGCAGAGAUGGGCUUGUACAUGUCAUCCCCCCACAAUGUUUUUUUGGGAGCCUCUUCAGAGAGGAUCCUAGAUAGGGACCACUAGAGGUAAGACUUUUAAAAUUUUAAUCUUCCAUGUUUUGUUUUAUAUCGGCUUUUCUUUUGGUGAUGCCUCAUGAACACUAGAAAAGCUCUCUAGUACUGAGCUACCUCAGCUUGGUUGACACUAAUUGUACAUAUUAAUGGGGUUCAGUGUAAUGUUGCCAUACAUGCAAUCAGUGCUCACUGAUCAGUCCAGCCUCUAUAACCCACCCUCCCCAUACCUCCCUGUUCCCAACCAGAGGGACAAUCUUGCCAGGAUCUUGCUCAUCUUUCUAGACUGGCUGCCACCAGCUGAUCUGACCCCUCACAGGGACCAAGACAACACUUGGGGCAUCAUGAUAUUUUCUUAGCCAGGUGUACUGGCACACCCUUGUGAUCUCAGGAGACAGGAGGAUCAAGAAUUCAAGGUCAUCAACAGCUACAUAGGGAGUUCAAGGCCAGACUGGGAUACAUGAGGCUCUGUCUCAAAAAACAAAAUGAAGAGUGAACUUCAGAAUUUUCAUCUUUGCUGCUAACCCCACCCCCCACCUUGUGAACUCCCUCUUUUCUAAUCUCAGAGACUAGAUUUUACUGUGUAGGUCAGGCUGGCAUCAAACCUCAAACUUGUGAUCUUUCUGUCUCCCUCUACCUGAGUCCUGGGGUUGUAGUGCCUGACCUGCUUGUGAACUCUUUGAUGGAUAAACUGACGAACCUCUCUAAGCUUCAGGUUCCUCUGUAAAAGGGGGUGAUGCCUCCUGGGCUGGUGUGAAGACUGACACUGCAGAGUGCCUUGCAGCAGCCUGGCAUGUGGCGUGCGUUCACUCCAUAUCCUCCUCCUUGCUAUCUCUGGGCUGGGGAGUGAUGCUGCACUACAAAGGAAGCCCCUGUCCACUUUGAAGUCCUCCACCUGUGGCCCUGCAAGAGCUGGACAUGAGAAUCUCAGCCUGUGAUUUUUCAGACUAAGGUUCCUAACCCUCCUUGCCUGGAUUUGGUGAUUUUUCAGACUAAGCAUUAAAGGCUGCUAACCCUCCU
This is a messenger RNA of Nannospalax galili (Upper Galilee mountains blind mole rat), 2398 nucleotides long. It is a transcript of the gene Smug1, whose product is annotated as single-strand-selective monofunctional uracil-DNA glycosylase 1. The coding region runs from base 253 to 1089 and encodes 278 amino acids. Lineage: Eukaryota; Metazoa; Chordata; Mammalia; Rodentia; Spalacidae. The record is from RefSeq and is a predicted model, not a curated record. Gene Ontology annotation, molecular function: single-strand selective uracil DNA N-glycosylase activity; oxidized pyrimidine nucleobase lesion DNA N-glycosylase activity. Gene Ontology annotation, biological process: base-excision repair. The transcript is spliced from 3 exons.